Messenger RNA from Chara braunii, 1916 nucleotides. The record is from the annotation of a GenBank genome assembly. NCBI's taxonomy places the organism in Eukaryota, Viridiplantae, Streptophyta, Charophyceae, Charales, Characeae.
UUCUACUGGAUUUAUAUCGCUAGCAUUUUCGUGGCAUUCUUUAUGGCUGUGGCUAUCGGCGCCAACGACGUCGCAAACUCGUUCGCGGGAGCAGUCGGGUCCAAGGCGCUGACUCUGAGGCAAGCUGUGGUCGUCGCCUGGAUCUUCGAGUUUGCGGGGGCCUUUUUCAUGGGAGACCGCGUUGUGGAGACCAUAAGAGGGGAUAUCAUAGAUCCGGAGCUCUACCUUCUUCGCUCUCCUACCGAAUUCGAUAAACAUGGGGCGUCAUUGCUGAUGUGGGGCAUGUGUACCUCCCUCGUGAUGGCCUCGGCGUGGAUUGCCUGCGCCACUUAUCACGGCAUGGCCAUCUCCACGACUCACAGCAUUGCCUGCGCCCUCAUGGGCUUCAGCUUGGUCGUGAAGGGCUGGGGCUCCGUCCACUGGACUGGUGGCGGCGGCAAGAUGGGCGGCUUCACCUCCAUCGUGCUGUCCUGGGUGCUUGCUCCUGUGACGGCAGGGAUCUUGUCUGCCAGCUUCUUCCUUAUCACCAAACGCCUCCUGCUGCGCGCCGAGGACCCUGCCAAGCGCACACUUGUCGCUCUCCCAGUCUACUACGCCGUCACUGCCUUCGUCAUCGGUUUCUUCAUCGUCUGCAACGGAUCCGGCAGGCUGCAGCUGCAGAACCAGAGCAAGAAGACUGCCACGUGGAUUGCCACGUCGGUCGGGAUCGGGGUGGGCCUGCUUGCGCGGCUCAUCGCGGUUCCGCUAGCUCGCAAGAGGCUCGAGCGCAUGGAUGCCGAGGCUGAGACGACGAGAGGAAGCUUCUCCGUUUCCUCGUCGUCGGGCGGGGGGAAGUCGAAAGGGGUGACUGCGGAGGCGAUGGCCGCGGCUAUGGCGCGCGGAACGCCCUUCGACGCGGAGGCCGCGGCUGGAGGAGGAGGAUUGCCUGCAUCUGCAACAACAAGAACUGCCGCGGAGGGUGGCGGCGGAGCUCUCGCGGACGCCGCGGAGAGGGGUCAACGAUGGGCGGGGGAGACUCCCGUGGUCCCGCCUUUCGGCGCGCAGCGCGCAGGGGAGGUGGGGCAAGCCGCGGAAGGGCGGGCGUGGGAGUGGGUGGAGAAUUGGUACUCCGCUGUCGAGGCGAAGACCAUCGCGCACGAUCUCGAGUUCACGGAACGUACCAAGACUCUUCACGCCCAUGCCGAGGUGUUCGACGACCGGGCCGAGGAGCUGUUCUGCUUCUUGCAGAUCCUUACCGCCUGCGCCUUCGCCUUCGCCCACGGCACCAACGACACCGCCAAUGCCAUCGGCCCCUUGUCGUCGAUCCAGAACAUCUACGAGGGUGUGGCUGUGCACCGCUCGAUUGCCAAUCCCGACAUUCUCGAGGUGAGUACGGUCGGAGUGCAGUCCUGGAUGAUGGCUAUGGCGGGCAGUGCGCUGGGUCUCGGAUUUGCCGUGUGGGGAUGGCGCAUGGUUCGCAGUCUAGGCGGCGGACUGACUCUAAUGACCCCAUCAAGGGGCUUUACGACGGUCUUGUGCGCCGCUCUCACCAUCACCGUCGCCAGUGUUCUCGCGAUGCCGAUAUCCACCACCCACACGCUCGUGGGAUCCACGGUCGGGGUCGUGAACCUCGUCUCAGUCCUUGGAACUCGUACGAUGUUGCAGUACUUGUCGUUAAAUGCUGUACGUCCGAUCCUGUCACUAAUUGUGAUUGUGAUCGUGAUUAUGAUCGUUAUUGUGAUCGUGAUUGUGAUUGUGAUUGUGAUUGGGAUUGGGAUUGGGAUUGUGAAAGAAAGAACUCGAUGGAUCCAUCGGAUUAGACGAGGGCAAGAGAACUCGAUGGAUGCAUUAGAUUAGACCAGGGCAAGAACUCGAAGGAGGAUCCAUCAGAUUGGAAGAGGGGCAAGACGACGUCGUUCCGAAUGCGCAGAGCCGGC